AUGGCGAAGAAAGGACGAAGCAAGGGUGAGAAGCCUGAGGCUCACAUCGCCGCCCUGCAGGCAGCCAACGAGGAGCUCAGGUCCAAACUGACCGACAUUCAAAUAGAACUGCACCAAGAGAAAUGCAAGGUGAGUAAGCUGGAGCGGGAGAAGGUGCAGGAGGCAAAGCGAAUCCGCGAGCAGGAGCAGCACCGGCACACGGCUGCGCUCACGGAGCAGCGUGCCAAGUGGCACGAGGAGAAACUGAAGGAGCUAGCAUCUCUGCGCGAGUCGCUAACGCGCCAGCAUGAGCAGGAGCUGGCGCGUACCGUUAAGAUCAAGGAGGGUGAGAUCCAGCGGCUGCGGGCCGCUAUCAGUGCCAUGCGCGACGGCAGCGGCGAGAAGGUGCGCACGGCCCUGACGCUGGAGGCGCGAGAGGAGGCGCGGCGUUUCUUUGACCAGGAACGCGUUAAACUGCUGCAGGAGAUCGCGGAGCUCAAGGCGUCCAAGAAGCAGACGGACGAAGCACUCAACACCGCGAUCCAAGCGGACAAAAUAAAAGCGGGCGAUCUGCGGACUGAACACCAGGCUCACCAGGAGCAGAUAAGCAAGAUCAAAUGGGACUGUGAGAGGGAUAUUCGCAGACUGGUGGACGAGAUUAAAGCGAAAGACCGGACUAUCUUUGCUCUGGAGAAAGAGCUGGAGACUGCCACAGGCUUCGUGCAGAAGCUGCAGCUGCAGAAAGAUGCCCUAGACGAGCAGCUGUUCCUCGUAAAAGAGGCGGAAUGUAACCUCGGAAGCCCUAAGAGGGAGAUUCCCGGCCGGGCAGGUGAUGGAGCGGAGCAUUGCGGAAGCCCGGACAUGAGAAGGAACCAGAGACGUAUUGCUGAACUGAAUUCAACUAUCCGUAAAUUGGAGGAUCGUAACACGCUAUUGGUUGAUGAGAGAAACGAACUGCUGAAGCGUGUGCGUGAGGCGGAAAAGCAAUGCAAACCUCUGCUUGACAAGAACAAACUCCUGAGCAAGAGGAACGAUGAGCUCACUCAGUCCCUGCAGCGAAUGGAGGACAAACUCAAAAGCCUAACCAAGGAGAACCUUGAGAUGAAAGAGAAGAUCAGUUCUCAUCCUCCGCUGAAGAAGCUGAAGUCUCUGAAUGACCUGGAUCAGGCCCACGACGACCAAGAGAUUGAGUUCCUGAAGCUGCAGGUUCUGGAGCAGCAGAGCAUGAUCGACGAGCUGACAAGGGAUAGAGAAAAGCUUCUUCGAAAGAAGAGGCAUAAACGAAGUUCCAGGCCCAUAAAGAGGCACAUUGUAGUGGAUACGUUCUUUGGCUAUGAUGAGGAGUCCAUGGACUCAGAGACCUCCUCCGUGGCCUCCCUGCGGAUGGACCGCACUCCAGCCACGCCGGACGAGGACCUGGACGAGAGUCUAGCAGCGGAGGAAUCAGAACUGCGCUUUCGGCAGCUGACGCGGGAGUACCAGGCUUUACAGAGAGCUUACGCCCUGCUGCAGGAGCAGAAAGGAGGAGUGUUUGACGCAGAGAUGGAGGCAAAGGCUCACGAGCAGCUCCAGGCUGAUGUCCAGCGGUACAAAGCCAAAAUAGAGGACCUGGAGAAAGAGCUCACGCACAAAGGACAAGACUCCAUAUGGGUGGAAGAGAAGCAGCUUUUCCUCAGGCGGAACCAAGAACUGCUGGAGAAGUUGGAUAAGAUGGACACAGAGAACGGAAGACUCCAGCAGGAGCUACAGGACUCCAAAGACCAGAAUGAACUGCUGGAGUUUCGUAUUCUGGAGCUGGAGGAGCGAGAGAGGAGGUCUCCUCCAUUCAACCUUCAGGUACAUCCCUUCUCAGAAGGAGUCAGCGCUCUCCAGAUCUACUGUAUGAAAGAGGGAGUCAAGGACGUCUGUAUACCUGACUUGAUCAAACUGCUAGAUAUUCUUGGAGAUAAUGGGAACCUCCGAAAUGAAGAGCAAGUGGCCAUUAUUCAAGCCAGCACCGUCCUGUCCCUGGCUGAGAAGUGGAUACAACAGAUAGAAGGCACAGAGGCGGCUCUCCAUCAGAAGAUGAUGGACUUGGAGCUGGAGAUGGAGAUGUUUUGUAAGCAGAAGGGUUACCUGGAAGAGGAGCUGGAUUAUAGGAAACAGGCUCUAGACCAGGCCUAUAUGCAAAUCCAGGAGCUGGAGGCCACGCUGUAUAACGCCCUGCAGCAGGAUAAGGUGAUAAAGUAUGGCGAACCUCUGAGUGAUUUACAGAAGGACGAGCUGCGCACGGCUGUGGAGAAACUGCGCAGACAGAUGCUCAGGAAGAGCCGAGAGUACGACUGCCAAGUCUUACAGGAGAGGAUGGAGCUGCUCCACCAGGCUCAUCAGAGAAUCCGCGACCUGGAGGAUAAGACAGACAUCCAGAGACGACAGAUUAAAGAUCUUGAGGAAAAGUUUUUAUUUCUCUUCCUGUUCUUUUCCCUUGCCUUUAUCCUUUGGCCUUGA
Chanos chanos (milkfish) is the source of this 2466-nucleotide messenger RNA. RefSeq names its product janus kinase and microtubule interacting protein 2 (gene jakmip2). The transcript is spliced from 20 exons. The record is from RefSeq and is a predicted model, not a curated record. Gene Ontology annotation, molecular function: microtubule binding; kinase binding. Bases 1 to 2466 code for a protein of 821 amino acids. NCBI's taxonomy places the organism in Eukaryota, Metazoa, Chordata, Actinopteri, Gonorynchiformes, Chanidae.